Messenger RNA from Aphis gossypii (cotton aphid), 2517 nucleotides. RefSeq lists its product as uncharacterized. The transcript is spliced from 3 exons. The record is from RefSeq and is a predicted model, not a curated record. Bases 769 to 2517 code for a protein of 582 amino acids. Lineage: Eukaryota; Metazoa; Arthropoda; Insecta; Hemiptera; Aphididae.
CUUUUGGACCUUUUAGGCCCCGGGCCUCAGUGCAAUGCACACCUAUGCAACCAUGAAGUUACGCCACUACCUCACCCUAUAAUAUCAUUCAAUGGUUCUUAUCAAUAAAGAGAAGACAACUGGGUAAAGUUAAUAUGGUAAAGAAGAAGGUAGAAUGUUUUUAUUAUUUGAACUUAUUUUUAAGGGAGAUUUGAGAGUAUACACAGAACAUUUUCAUUAAAAAAUCAAUAAUGCCUUAAUUUAUAAAUAAAAAAAAGUAAACUUAUACAUAUUAAGAAUAGCCAAACACACACACACACAUGUAUCGCUGCCGUCAUAAGCGAAAAUGCCGUAAGUCCCAAAAAAAUAAAAAAUGAGGUUAUAAACAAAAAAUUAUUGUGAAAUUCGGCUUGUGUAGAUGAAUAUGCCGUAUGUCUGAAAUAUUACUCCAAACAUAUAAUACAAUCAAAAAUCAAAUAACUUAAACUCCGUAAACCGUAGAAAAAUUUAUGGGUACUAGGUAAUAACGCCGUAAAAUCACCAUACUAAGCAUUAACGCAGUAAGUAAUAUUGAAGAUACGGCGUUUUAUCUUGGUACAUAGUACAAAUUUUAAUUGGCGGCAUUUUGGCUUAGUAACACGGACUAGUUUACUUAUCGCAAAGCAAGUCACUAUCGGAACAUUUUAUUUAUAAUAAACUUAUUCGAUAUUUAAUUAUUUUUCUACGGUGGAGUUUAGUUUACAUUGUAUCGUUGCCACGUUAAAAUGUAAUAAUUUUUAAAUUUUUAAAAUGAAUAAUGAAAAUGAUGAACCUUUUUUUUACGAUCCAAAUCUUCUGGUUGUACCUGCCUCACCAAAUUCAACUGAAACAUUAGAUGACCUUGAUGAAAUAAUUGAUAUUGCAGCGUUGCCCAUACACUUUGAUGACGGAUUCGUAAUUGAAAAUGUCGAUCCAGCUCACGACAAUACAUCAACUUCGAACAAUUCCGAAAAUGAGUCCUAUACCAAACGUGGCCAAAUAAGAAAACGUAAGAAAUAUAACACGUCUCCUAAAACUCGUAAAGAAAAAAAAAUACAACUUAUGAAAUAUAAACAUACUAUUUUACCUGGGUGUGAACAUGAUAAAUGUAGAAACAAAUGUACACAAAAAAUAACGGAAAAUCGCAGAAUAGAAAUAAAUAAACAGUAUUGGGAAAUGAAUUGGUCGGAAAGAAAAUCUUAUAUUUUAAAUACUUGCGAACGUUUUGACGUAAAAUCACAUAAAAAUAAUGAAAAUUGUAAAAGACUAAAUAGUUUGAAAUUAUUUUUAUAUGAUGAAUUUGAUGUGCGAAUGCAAGUUUGUAAGCCUUUUUUUUUAACUACUUUAGGAUUUAAGAAGACUAAUGAUCAUGUGCUUAAUGUUCUUGUUUCAACCCCCAAAGGUCAAAUUACACCGACUUCUGAUAAACGGAGUAAACAUCCAGCAAUUAAUAAAUUUAAAUAUGAAACCUUAGUUAUGGAUCACAUUGAAUCAUUUAAUCCAACAAUUUCACAUUAUCGCCGUGAACACGCACCAAACAUUCGUUAUUUACCAAGUGAUGUCACAAUAACUUUUAUGCACCAACAUUUUAUAGAAAAGUUCCCUGAAUUAGACCGUAAUUAUAUUUCGUAUGAAUAUUAUCGAUGCAAGGUAAAAGAAAAAAAUAUUUCAUUCGCGCAGUUAGGUCAUGAAGAAUGUGAACUUUGCGAAAGCUUUAAUAUUCAUGAACACAAAACUCAAAUUUUGCCCGAAUGUGAUGUUUGUACAAUUUAUACAACUCAUAUAAACAAAACUAAAAAAGCUAGAGAUUUAUACAAAAAACAAGCAGACAUGGAAUUCGACGAAACAAAUAUUUAUUUGUCCGUUGACUUACAGAAAGUAAUUAUGUUACCUCGUGUCGAUUCUUUUAAAAAGGUUAUAUUCACAAAACGAAUUGUUGCGUAUCAUGAAAGUUUCGUACCUUUGGGGAAAAAAUCUAAAUUAUUUCCAUUCGCUUGUAUUUGGCACGAAGGCAUUAAUGGUCGCAAUAAAGAAGAUUUGAUAAGCACAUUUUAUGCGUUUCUAUUAAGUAAUCGAGAUGCAAAUACAGUCGAGCUGUCACUGAAACACCAAAAGAAAACGUAUGACUUUGAUGAUUUUGCCAUUGCUAUUGGCAACGCAAAUAAAUCUAAAGUUGUUGUAAAAAAAAUGGAACACUCGGAUUUUUUUUUAUGGAAGGAUUAUAAAGCUCAGCAAAAAUUGACCAAAUCAACAAAUCGUAUUUUACUCAAAGAUGUAGUAUCUGUUCAAGUUAAACGUGGGAAAUUUAUAUUGUUCACUAAAAGCGAUUACGAUGAAGAAUAUUUAGAAUUAGACUUUUUAAGAAAAAAUGUUAUGAAAAUCAAUGGAAUGCCGCAUCCAAUCUCAUUAAUGAAACCACGAGGGGUUUUACAAGAAAAACGCGAUAGUAUCCUACAAAAUCUGUCUCAAGUUCUCCCAGCCAACAGAAAAAUUUUUUGGGAAAAUAUUCCAACAUGCUAA